AGUUUUGUUUUUGUCCCUUAAUCCAACUCUGCCUUCUCUCUACAAAACCCAACCGACUAGUUUUCCUUCUCCUCCCCCUCUCUUGCCAGAUCUAGAUCGUUUUCCGAUCUGGAUCUCUGGUUUGAGAGUUGGGGGAGCAACUAAUCUUCAAUUUUCCUUCUUCUAGAGGGUUUUUGUAUCUCUCUUUCGGUUUUUUUUUCUCGUUUUCUUUCCGUCUACCUUCUUGGGUAGUUUUGCUCGGAGCUCUUCUCCGUUUCUUGGUAGAUUUGGUUCGAUGUGGUGAAUGUGAUGUUUGCAUUAACCUCUGGAAAUCUGAUGGUUGGAACAUUGAAUUAGAUAUGGGUCCUUCCUUUGCACUUUCAAUUUUGUCGGAUUUGAUUGAUCAGCUACUCUGCAGUGGUGCGGAGGUCUCAUUCUUCUUGUCGGCUGUUGCAGAUCGUACUGUUCUCAAGUUGUUUCGCUUUGUUGUUUGUUUGGUGCUUUUUGGUCCUUCUUGUUGGUUUUCUUGGCAAAAAAAAAAAAAAAACAGUUGAUGAACAUCGAUUUUCAAAGUCACAGUGAGUGGGAAAUCAUGACUAGAUGACUUUGCGGAUGAGUCUUUUUCGCUAAAGAACUACAUGCUUGCAUAUGAACGCAGAUAAACCAAUCCCUGGUGUUGAUGAAUGGGAGGUUGUUGAGAGGCCCAUUUUACCUCCAAGGUACACUAGAGGACCUGGAAGGCCUAAGCUAUUAAGAAACAAGGAACCAGGUGAGCAAGCACCACCUCCUGGAACAACCAAGUUGUCAAGAAGUUACCAUCAGUCCAUUACUUGUUCAGUUUGUAAAAAAGAUGGCCAUAAUAAGAGGACUUGUUCAAGGAGACAGCAACAAGGCAAUGAUUCCCAAGCUGGGGUUCAACCAUCAGAAACUGAUGUUCAGAGUGUCCAUGUGGAGCAAGCUGAAAAUGUUCAAAGUGAUGUGCAAGUUGAAAGUGAUAUGCAUUAUGGAUCAGUGCAGCAAACUGCAAAUGUACCAACACCCUCAAUUGUUGCAAGCGCUUCAUCUCAACCGAUGAUCUCAUCACCACCUCUACCUCAGUCUUCUUUGCAGCCCACUGUUAUCGGAUCAUCUCAUACGUCCAGGACAUUUGUAUGUCCUAAGACAGGGAAGCCAUUCAAGACCAAGUCAAUAGCACAUAAGCCUAAGCCUAAACUUGUGAUAGGAACAAGCACUAAAGCAUGAGCCCAACAAGGACCAAAGGAGGGUUCCAACAAGAAAAGUUGGAAGCCGUGAACUUAACUUCUAUUUUGGACUUGUCUUGUAGUUUUUUUGUCAGUUGAAGCUGGUCUUACCAACAAUGCAGCUAGAAUUAUGAUUUUGUAACCCAAACUGUUAGCAUGUACUGAAUGUCAUUUUGAUACAGCUUCAAAAAUUAGACUGAAAUUGCCAGGUUCAAUCCAUGUUCGUUUUAAUA
Molecule: messenger RNA, 1453 nt
Organism: Rosa chinensis
Lineage: Eukaryota; Viridiplantae; Streptophyta; Magnoliopsida; Rosales; Rosaceae
Exons: 4
Coding region: 628-1221 (197 amino acids)
Source: RefSeq, a predicted model, not a curated record